AUGCAUCCGUUGGGCUGGUUUUCGACGUUGUUGCUCCCGGCUUCGUGCUGGGCGGCACCUGUGCAGCAACAUCCGCUUGUUCAUGCGAAGAGUCCCUAUAGGAAGGACUUUCGUGAUCCGUAUGAUCACAAGAUUAAUGCUGUUGGGAGGGGAUUGCAGCCUGAGCCUAUGGGCAAUGGCAAGGGAACGACCGUUUUGGGUCCUCGCAAUCGGGAUAGGGAGAGGCAGAAUCCGGAUAUGAUCCGGCCGCCGUCGACUGAUCAUGGAGACUUCAAGAACAUGAGAUGGAGCUUUGCAGACUCUCAUGUGCGUAUCGAAGAAGGUGGCUGGACGAGACAGACCACCAUCAAGGAGCUGCCGACAUCCAUCGAACUGGCCGGAGUGAACAUGCGACUGGACGAAGGUGUCAUCCGCGAGCUGCAUUGGCACAAGGAAGCCGAGUGGGCCUACGUUCUCGAGGGCGAAGUGAGAGUCACCGCGCUCGACACUGAAGGCGGCAGCUUCAUCGACGACGUUGGGAAGGGAGAUCUUUGGUACUUCCCUGCCGGUCACCCACACUCAUUGCAAGGUCUCGGCCCCAAUGGUACAGAGUUCCUUCUGAUCUUCGACGAUGGCCGCUUCUCUGAGGAAUCGACAUUCCUGCUAACGGAUUGGUUGGCACAUACCCCACAAGCCGUCGCAGGCGAAAACUUCAGACUCGCCCCCGAAGUCUUCAACACUCUCCCCGAAAACGAGAAAUACAUCUUCCAAGGCUCCCUCCCAGACUCCAUCGACAAAGAGAAACCCAAGUCAUUCAAAAAGUCCAAGCUGAACUUCACCCACAAGAUGCUCGCCCAAGAACCGGUCAAUGCUACAGGAGGCCAAGUCCGUAUCACCGACAGCAAAAAUUUUCCGAUUUCGAAGACCGUGGCGGCCGCCCAUCUCGACAUCGAGCCUGGCGCCAUGCGAGAAAUGCACUGGCAUCCCAACGCAGACGAGUGGUCUUUCUUCAUCAAAGGCCGCGCUCGCGUGACGAUCUUUGGCGCCCAGGGCACCGCUCGAACAUUCGACUACACCGCCGGCGACGUAGGGAUCGUGCCGAAGAACAUGGGUCAUUUCAUUGAAGCUAUCGGUGACGAGCCGGUUGAAGUUCUGGAGAUUUUCCGAGCGUCGGAGUUCUUGGACUUCUCGCUUUUCCAGUGGUUGGGCCAGACGCCACAGAGGAAUGUGAAGGAUCAUCUGUUCAAGGAUGAUCCGAAGGGGGCGGCGAAGUUCGAGAAGGCGAUUGAGGGGGCGGAGAAGGAUGUUAUUAAGUCGGAAUUUGAAGGCCAUGACUAUAGUAGUACGCUGCAGUCGGUGUUGGGGAAGUAG
This is a messenger RNA of Zasmidium cellare ATCC 36951, 1350 nucleotides long. RefSeq lists its product as uncharacterized. The record is from RefSeq and is a predicted model, not a curated record. NCBI's taxonomy places the organism in Eukaryota, Fungi, Ascomycota, Dothideomycetes, Mycosphaerellales, Mycosphaerellaceae. Gene Ontology annotation, biological process: oxalate metabolic process. The coding region runs from base 1 to 1350 and encodes 449 amino acids. The transcript is spliced from 4 exons.